Molecule: messenger RNA, 1340 nt
Organism: Lytechinus variegatus (green sea urchin)
Lineage: Eukaryota; Metazoa; Echinodermata; Echinoidea; Temnopleuroida; Toxopneustidae
Product: carbohydrate sulfotransferase 11-like
Exons: 3
Coding region: 82-1140 (352 amino acids)
Biological process (GO): carbohydrate biosynthetic process
Cellular component (GO): membrane
Molecular function (GO): sulfotransferase activity
Source: RefSeq, a predicted model, not a curated record
UCCUUCCAACGGGAUUGAUCUCGCACGCUAUCUACAAUUUGCUAGAUAUCAUUCUUGUCAAUAACUCUACAAUAAAUCAUCAUGGUUAGGAUUGGAAAUCCACUCUUUACCGUUCUUUUUCUUGCAACAUCAUCGGUGAUCUUGUUCAGCAUGAAGAACUUUUAUGAUAAUUAUUUCUUCAACGGUCAUUAUCAACGUGCUUCUUUAGAGGUACCAAAAAGACUGACCGCAGGAAUUAAUCAAAAUAAUGUGACACAAAAUACAACUAUUAAAGUAUCCGUACCUCUCGAUGAUACUCAGCAGCAAAGACGCUCACACCUCCUGAAAACAUGUGAGGGUUUGAAUGCCAGGAAACAUCCAGAAAACAUUGAUGGUCUGAGCGCCGACACCUUAAAGAAAAUGGAUAACAUAUUCGUUAUAGAUAAAUUCAAAACUCUUUAUUGCUAUAUUCCCAAAGUUGGUUGUACAACUAUGAAGCGAAUGCUUCUUUUGCUCAAUGGCCAUAUAAACUCAACUAACGUAGGCCAUGAAGAGGUUCAUGCCCUUGCCUCGAAGUACUUUCCAUCAUUGGGUAAGUUCAGUCUGGAAGAUGCAAAAGAGAAAAUAAAAAACUAUCGUAAACUGAUAUUUGUUCGCGAACCAUUCUCACGGAUUUUGUCUGCAUAUCGGGAUAAACUCGAAUCAAAGGGAUCUUUCAAGACAAAUUUUCUGCCUCGUAUGGUCAACAGGGAUGCUAGAUCAAUGGCUGGGGGUAAUGAAGGCCUCAACAUCACUUUCGGUAAUUUUAUUGAUUACGUCAGUAAUCCAUGGAAUACACUAGCCGAUCCUCCAGAAGAGCAUUGGAGGGAGAUGUUCCGUCUAUGCUAUCCAUGCCGAGUUCCUUACGAUUUCAUUGGACGUUUUGAAACAUUUAAUGAAGAUAUUCGCGAGGGUUUGCAAAAAAUUACUCAAGAUGUUGACAUAGAAAUUCCUGCGUCAUCGAAUCCUACUAAAAGUAGUAACUUGGACACUUUGGUUAAAUACUACUCGCGACUCAGUUCGACACAAUUAGAAUCGCUCUACAAGAGACUCGCGACAGAUAUAGAAUUAUUCAACUACAGAGUCCCGUCUUUUCUUGCUGAUCGUUUCUUUUCUUCGUAAUAGACUUUAGUUUGAUUGCAAGUGCCUAUAAGACAAUUAUGAUCUAUCUUUAUUUGUUUGCUGAUGUGCCUCUGUAGGAAAGUAGAUAUUAAUCAGUGGUGUUUUGAUGUUCUGUUUUUUUAAGUUGUAUACGACUUUUUUUCAAACCAUUGAAACUGUUCUUGGGUGAUAAAUGUUAUAAUCAGACUCCUAAUAAUCGG